Messenger RNA from Diachasmimorpha longicaudata, 4297 nucleotides. RefSeq names its product zinc finger protein 70-like. Lineage: Eukaryota; Metazoa; Arthropoda; Insecta; Hymenoptera; Braconidae. The record is from RefSeq and is a predicted model, not a curated record. Gene Ontology annotation, biological process: regulation of transcription by RNA polymerase II. The coding region runs from base 177 to 2126 and encodes 649 amino acids. The transcript is spliced from 2 exons. Gene Ontology annotation, molecular function: zinc ion binding; DNA-binding transcription factor activity, RNA polymerase II-specific. Gene Ontology annotation, cellular component: nucleus.
GGAGGCUCAGUCGGACUGAAAAAUCUAGUGCACAAACGUCAAUCUGAUAUUGGAAAAAGUCGCAAUAUCAGAAAAUACGAUAAGUAAAGGGUAUUUGUGAUUUUUAACCAAUGGGGAAACUCGAUAUUUGAAGGAUUUCUCGUGGAAUCUUGGGAAAAUCCGUUUUCGGAGGAAAUAUGGAAGUGGAAAGUGUAUUGAUAUGUCGGGCAUGCAUGAAAGCUGAUGGGAUUUUCUUGUCUAUGUACGAGGAUGAGGACAAGAAACUAACGGAGAAAUUGGCUGAACUUACAAGUAUUGAGAUUGAAAGAAACGACGGGUUACCAACGGUCCUUUGUCCAAAAUGUGCCUACCGAACAGACGCAUUCUACGAUUUCAAGCAGCAGGUCCAAGACUCCCAGGAGAAGCUUCGAAAGAUGUUCUCACUGGAGACAGAUCGGCCAUCCCCCAGCGAAAAAAAUCCCUCACCAUGGAGAGACUCACCACUACCUCUGAAACCGAUGGACAUGCUCACGUCAAUGGCCACGUGUUCUCCUCAACAAAUCGACAGAAUCGUCAUCAACACAACUUACUCACCCCCCGAGGAGCCACCAGAAGACACUCAAGGAGAACUGAAAUUUAUUCCUGAUCCGAACGACCUAGAGCCCGUGGAACCCUUCGACGAACUCUUCAUCCAAGCUCCAUCGGACUUCUCCAUCGACGAUAAAGAUCUGAUUCACAAAGAGGAGAUCCCCAGUGAUCUCCAGGACAUCCUAGACUCUGAGGACGUCGGGUAUACGCUCCUCUACAUUCCCUCGGACGAAGUGGAAUUGGAUCUUCGAGGAGACAAUGAGAUUGACAAUGCAACAAACGAGAUCAUCGAAGCUGGAAUUUGUGAUUCGUUGAUUCCCCAGGCGAUACCCCCUCAGCUCUCCCAUCAAUCUGACUCUCCAACACCCAUGACUUUCGACAAUUCCGACUCAGACGACUGUUUGGAUCAACCCUCAGCCCUGUUGGGCAGCCUAAACGACACUGUCGUCCGAGUAAAAGAACUGAAGACUGACGCAGGAAAGACCAUCUACCAGUGCAGCCUCUGCAUGGAGAACUACGAUCAAUUGACGAAUAUUCUGUUUCACAUUGUGGAUAAUCACAUUCCCACGACAGGACCGUUCUUCUGUGUGGUGUGUGAAAAGGACUGCGAGUCCCAAAAGGAGCUGCGAAAUCACGUUAAGGUACACACAGGCUCUAAUCCCUACACCUGCUUCCUCUGCGAGAAAGCGUACUCCACCAAGAGGUAUCUGAAACGUCAUAUGGUGUGUCAUGCAGAUUAUCUGAAGUACAGGUGUCCAAAGUGCGGAUUAAGAUUUCAAAUAAAGUCUGAUUUGGAGGUUCACGCUACGACACAUCUCCACGGAGCCCCAUUUGCCUGCAGCCAGUGCCCGAGGAUUUUCAAUCAUAAGGGCAACUACAAGAGGCAUUUGAUAUCACAUUUAGAUCCUCAGGGGGUACGACUGCCCAAGUAUCCUUGCCACAUGUGUGGCAAACGAUUUUUGAAUAAUAGAACAUUGCAAACACACAUCAGGGUGCACACUGGGGAAAAGCCGUUCACUUGUCAAAUUUGUAACAGAUCAUUUUCUCAACAAGGAAAUUUGUUGAAUCACAUGAGAAUUCACUCCAAUCCGAGGAGCUAUUCCUGCGAAGUCUGUGGGAAGAGAUUCAAUCAGAGGGCGACCCUGAGGGAUCAUGCCCUUCUUCAUACCGGGGAAAAACCAUACAUUUGUAAUGUUUGUGGUGUGGCGUUCACUUUUUCGGCGGCUUUGCGACGACAUAUGUGGAUACAUGCUGGGGACAAACCGUUUGGAUGUAACUUCUGCGAGUCGAGAUUUGUGGGGAGAUAUGAUUUGAAUCGUCAUAUGAAGAUUCACAGUGAUAAGCCGAGGCAGAAGAGACGGAGAAAGGAUCAAAUUCCGCAGGAAGAUGUGGUGGAUUCAUUGGGGAAUGAUCCAUUUAUUGCCGACCCGAUUAUUCCUGCUGUGGAGACUGCCUUUGAGGAGCAAGUCCUCAUCAAUGAUGACACUGGACACAUUGGUCCGAGGGAGGCUGAGAAGGAAAAUGUCGAUGCUCUGUUCAAUCUUAUUCCAUACAGUUGAAGGAAUUGAUACAAAUUUGAGAAUUUUGACGUUCGUGUAUAUAAUUUGUAAAUAUGGUCGAGUUGAGAGAAUUAUAAAAGAAGAAAAUUUUAACGAUUUUUCGAGGGCAUUUUUUACUUGUGAUAUCAGAGAUUAUAGUGAGUUAUAGGAGAUUGCUAAUGCUUAUGGAGUGACUUCAAUUGCAAAAUUUUCGAGCGGUGGUGCAUGAACUACGAUGGUGAAUGUACCUGUCAUUAAGGCUUCCAUAAUAUUCUAAAAUCCAUUUUUAUGUUUUUUGCGUUUUUCGCGGCUCCUGGGCCACCUCGAUCAAAAAGGGCCCGAAUUUUGGAUCACCCAGUUUUUCUCUGAUAUCUCAGGAAUUAAUAUAGAUAGCGCAAUUUAGUCAAUGGCAUUCAAUGCGUACAGCGAUUUGAGAUUUUUCUAGGGCUUCGGGAAUAUUUUAAAACCGACUGUUUUCGUUUUUUGCGUUUUUCUCGGUUGCUAGGCCUCCUAGAAAAGCGCUGGAAUUUAGAAUCACCCCAUUUUUCGUGAAUAUCUCUAAAAAUAAUAUAGAUAGAGCUAUAAAUCCAACGGAAUUGAAUUCGUGAUGUGAUUUUUCUGAGACUCCUGGAAUAUUAUAAAAUUCAUUUUACAUUUUCUCUGCCUUUGGCCCUCCUAGAGCAAAAAGCUUUCGCCGAAUGAAUUAAUGCUAUCGUUUGUACAAAGUUUACAAUGUUUCGGUAGCCUUUCCUUUAUUUUUAAAUAAAUAAUGUGAAAUUCUCCAUAAAUUGCGUCCUCUGUGUGCCGCAGACGGAACCCUCGUGCCACAGUAUAUGUUUCACCGAUGGUAUGAGCAGUACAGAUAAAUCAUGCACAUGAGUAUGAUCUGCUAUAUCAUUUUUUCUAUCCUAGACCUAGAAGCAACUGGUGACCUCAAUGCAUCAUAGGCAGAAUCGACUUUCAAUGAUCGAUUAUCAAAUGAUCGCUCUUUCAAUGAUGGCCUAGGGCUGUUAUGAGGAUAGGAGAAUCUAUAGAAAUGGGGCCUCAUCAAAAUUCUUUUAUUUCGCUUAGAUUACACGAUGAUGAAAAUUAGAGUGUAAAUUAAUAUUCCUGACUCAAUCUCCAAUUCUUACUUUUAGACUAAAAUUUAAUGAAAAAAAUAAACAUUAAAAAAUUAUUUCUCUCAACAUAUAAAUAAAUCUUGUUGAAAAAGUGAUUUUAUGGAAUGAUGUUCAUGCAGUUUCAACAAAUACGGCUCAUUAUCUUUUCUUCAAAUUUUAUUGUUGGACGGUUUCAGUUUGAUAUUUGCACAAUAUAUUAACAAUUAGUUCCCUUACUGUUUCUUUAUUCUUGGCUAAUUCUUUAAUUUGAUUUUUUUAUUAUAGUAAAUACUGAUGAAAGAUAAUAGGAAUAAUUCGAAUAUUAGGACCCGGUCCAGUAUCAGUCCUAUUCACUUUCAAUGAUCAACAAAGAAUAUAUUUCCAUUUAUAAAAAUGUUUACGUUUCGUAAAUUCAUUCAGGCGCAGCAGUCUCAUCUGCGCUUUAAAAAUUAUUGUCAAAUCGAGGUGAGAGAGUGUAACAUCCAAUAGCUUGUUUCCUAAUAUAAAAAUCUAGAAACAAUGAGAGCUAGAAUGUACAAUCAACGUCGCUGAGGCCGACCAAACGAUUCUGAGCGUUGACACUCGAUAAGAAAACAUUUAUUCAUAUAAUUCUUUUUUUUUCAACUUCAUUUUUAACAUCUACAAUAAUUAAUAAGGUUUAAUAGGACGUCUCAGACAGGGAAAGAGAUAGAAACAAAAAAAACAAACGUAAUAUUUCAAAAUUUGACAAAAAUUAAGCCAGUCCAGUCACCAUAAAAACGAACUAAGAGGAGAAAAACAGCGUGCGCGUAAGAUUUUAGCCACUGAUAAUGGUCAUACCAUCUUCUUUUCCCUGAUUAUGGUAUUUUUUCCCUCAUUGAAAAAGAUUAUUUUCAUAAAAAUGUAUAAAUUUCUUGGUCCCACUUAUUCCAUUCUACAUUUGCUUUUUCAUUCAAUAUAGUUAUAAUUGUAUACAUAAUAUUUAUAUCAACUCCACUUCCAACAAGACAAAAAUAUAUAUAUAUAGAUAUUUUUCUUCGUGCUAUCACUAUAAUCCUUGGGUUCAGCAGCCUUCGAAUAUAAAGAAAAAAAAGAAAAAAAAUGAGAGAAAAA